UCAACCCUCACCUGUUCUCCGCAUACUUUCUCUCUCUCUCUCUCUCCCUCGCUCUCUCUCUCUGUGGAAGAAGCAAUUUGCUUCGCACUGAUCGCGAGGCCUUGCCUUUCGCGUUCGCUCCCUCUUAACGACAAUGGCGGAUGAAGAGGUUGUGGCGAUCUCACCGCCUUCGGAUCACAAGCGGAAGCUCGAUGAUGUGGAGGCCGAACAAACCCUAGAACCUGCUGAGGAACCCUAUGCUGUCAAUGACUACACGCCUGUGGCGGCUUCUGAUGCACCAGAUGCGAAGCGUCCUCGCCACGACGGCGACCCCGAGGUUUCGGAAAUAGCUAAUGGAAAUGGAUACCAAGUUGAGAAGGGAGAUGAGCCUGGGCAGGAAAAUGGUAUAGCAACAACUUUGGAUAGUAGUGAGGUUGAGGAGGCUCAACGCCAGUCAAAGGAGAGUGAACGAAUUGCAGAUGACGAGAAAACGCCCGUGAAAUAUCAUGGUGCGGAAGAUAUUGACAAGGAAUCUCAGGACAAUGCCCACGGAACUUCCAAGGAAGAAGUUGUGCUGACGAUGGACGUUAAUGAACAGGAAAUCUCUGCCCAACAGCAGCAAGCAUCUGAUGAUGGUCAUACUUUGACACACAAAAUUCAAGUUCCUAACAGUAAGGUUGGUGUUCUUAUUGGUAAGAAUGGAGAUACCAUAAGGUACCUGCAGUACAAUUCUGGGGUGAAAAUUCAGAUCGUGAGGGAUGCUGAAGCUGAUUUGUCAUCUGCAACAAGACCUGUGGAACUAACAGGAACAAAGGAGAAUAUUAGCAAGGCUGAGAACCUUAUUAGGGAUGUCAUAGCAGAGGCUGAUGCUGGUGGUUCCCCUUCCCUUGUAGCCAAAGGCAUUGCAACUGCACAGGUUCCUGGGUCUGCAGAACAAAUUGAACUGAAAGUGCCAAAUGAGAAGGUCGGUAUACUAAUAGGCAGAGGUGGAGAUACUAUCAAAAGUCUGCAGACAAGAUCUGGGGCCCGCAUACAGUUAAUACCUCAGCAUCUUCCUGAGGGAGAUGAUUCCAAGGAAAGAAUUGUCCGAAUUACUGGUGAUAAGAGGCAAAUUGAUGUUGCCACACAGAUGAUAAAAGAAGUUAUGAAACAGACUCCUAGACCUUCACCUCUGUCUGGUGGGUUUAGUCAGCAGACUCAUCGAUCGGUGGGGCCAGGGGGUCCACAGUGGGGUUCACGUGCUCCUUAUUCUUCCCAUCCAGUGCAAUAUGAUUACCAACAAAGAGGACCAUAUCAAUCUCAGAAUGCACAAUAUCCUCCUACAGCCUAUGGUGGUUAUUCCUCUCCAAGGAGUGGCUUUGGCCCUGGUUGGGAGCAAAGGCCACCUCGUGGUGGGAGCUAUGACUUUUUUGGUGGAUAUGGAGGACAUCCAGCAAGUAUGCCUCACUCAGGAUCCAUUUCGGGACAUUUUGCUGGCCAAUCUGGCCCACCGCAGUCAUUAGCAGGUUACAAUUACGGGCAGCAAAGAGGUCCAAAUUAUGGGCAUCCGGGUCCUUACUCUCAGGCCGGGAACCCUCAGCAGAAUUACGGGCAUGGAUAUGACGAAACCAAGUACGAUAAUGCUCCAGUGCACCCCUCAUAUGGAGGUCAAAACUCAGGGCCGGUUUACUCUCAAACUGCUGCUGCUGCUGCUGUUUCCCAACCUGGUUAUGCACAACAAUAUGGGUCCAGUCAGCCAAUCCAACAGUAUGGUUCAAGUGUGCCAUCCCAGCAGGUGUACCAAUACCCAGCAGGUGGGUCCGUGCAGCAGACAUAUCCCGCAUAUGCGUCUGCACCUACCACAGAUGGAAGUCAGCCUGGCGCUGUCUAUCCACAGCAAGUACAAGCUCCUCCUGCCUAUGGUCAACCUGCUACUGCUGGGGCAUAUGGAUCAUACACCGAGCAGCCAGCUGCAGCCAAUCCUGGAUAUGGAUAUCAAGCACCACAAGAUGCUGGUUAUGGUGGGGGUGCAGGUGCUGCUUAUGCUGCCGCUCCGAGCAGUCAGGCUCAGCCGGGCUACAUUCAACAGCCAACCGCCCAACUGGGCUAUGAUCAAUCAGUUGCACAGUCAGGUGGUUAUGGUAGUGUUCCUGUGAGUGCUCAAGCCAGUUAUCCUCAGUAUGAUUCUACUCAGGUCUAUGGUGCGCGCUGAAUACUGUUUUCUUCUUGUCUUUCGACGAUUGUAUGUUAUGUCUAGCGUUUUAGUAACGGGGAAAGUUAUAUCGGUUAUUUGUUCUUUCUGAACAGACCAACUUGAUUAGGCUUUAGUUGAAGAUGACCCAGCUAUGUUGUCUCGAUUUAGGCGUAGCGCUCUCUCUUGCUUUUGGAAAUCUUUCCCUUCUCUGCACUGGUUAUGAGAUGACACAACUGCGUGAUCACAUGGAAAUUACUUAAACUUUAUUUUGUAGCUAUCAAACAUUGUCUAGUUCAAUUGUUUUUGGUU
Rhodamnia argentea is the source of this 2461-nucleotide messenger RNA. Its product is annotated as far upstream element-binding protein 1-like. Gene Ontology annotation, cellular component: cytoplasm. Gene Ontology annotation, molecular function: mRNA binding. The transcript has 8 exons. The coding region runs from base 134 to 2170 and encodes 678 amino acids. NCBI's taxonomy places the organism in Eukaryota, Viridiplantae, Streptophyta, Magnoliopsida, Myrtales, Myrtaceae. The record is from RefSeq and is a predicted model, not a curated record. Gene Ontology annotation, biological process: regulation of gene expression.